AUGGCCGCACAGGAGCAGCAGCGUGUGCGCAACAUUAACACAUUCGAGACUAACCGUCUCGCACCAAUCCAAUCCAUCUCCCAAUUCACCCCGCCCCCAUCUGAGGGAGACGUCCGCUCAGAAGUGACCCUCCCACCCAUCAGCCAAGCAACCAACCCCUGUGCCAAUGGGCCAGGCACCUGCGCCCAGUGUCAAGCCGACCCCCGAAGCACUCUUUUUUGCAAGACGUUGGCAGCCUCCCGGUCAGCGAGCGGAACUCCAUCGGGAGGAGGCUGCUGCGGAGGCGGAGGAAAGGACGGCGGAUGCUGCAUGUCAAGAAAUGCCCCCGCCGCCGCGCCCAAGCCGCGUAACAACGCCUCCAUGCCUUCGCAACCUCCCGCACCCAAGCCCGCUCCGCCCUCAGAGCUAACCCUGAGCUGUGCCGAUACAUUCACCACCCUGUCUCGUCACCCGAACUUCAACCGUGCCAGCGACGAGAUCUCAACCUGGCUGCCGAAGCUCCACACCCUCCCUGACCCCCGUGAGAUCGCUCCCGCAGACAGCCGAGGUGCUCUGGAGGUCGAGGCCGCGAGCGUCAUGGGCGUGUUGCGAUACUUCGAUCGUCGCUUCGCUGAAAAAUAA
Molecule: messenger RNA, 621 nt
Organism: Penicillium crustosum
Lineage: Eukaryota; Fungi; Ascomycota; Eurotiomycetes; Eurotiales; Aspergillaceae
Exons: 1
Coding region: 1-621 (206 amino acids)
Source: RefSeq, a predicted model, not a curated record